AUGUCUGACUAUCAAAAUAUUGAUUGGCAAAAAAACCUGGCAUUUGCGUUUACAAGCGGUGGUUUAUUCGGCUAUUUACUUCGUUCGAUACGACCAAUAGCGAUCUUCACAUCCGCCGUAGCUGGUGCUGCACUUGGUUCUUUAGUUACAUAUGGGUAUUUCGAUAUAGAACAACGAGCACUGCCAGAAAUAACUAAUGUACAAACGAAUCAGCCACGAUAUUUUGAAUAUUUUCAGGAAUAA
Adineta ricciae is the source of this 243-nucleotide messenger RNA. The record is from the annotation of a GenBank genome assembly. NCBI's taxonomy places the organism in Eukaryota, Metazoa, Rotifera, Eurotatoria, Adinetida, Adinetidae.